UAACAUUUGAGGUAAGCACGAGCCAACCGUUAUGCUUGAAACACACAGUUUAAGGUUCUUGCCAUGAAAAAGAUAAAUUCAAUAGGUUAUGUACUUUCCGUACAUUCAUACGGUUAGGUACCCACCUUCUUAUUCACAAGACACAGUGCUGCAUCUGGAGACUCCUGCAUCUAGUUUGAGGCAGCAUCUAAAAUGACGUGCCACUAAAGAAACCACAGUGAGUUAGAAGAAAAGUCAUGCUUAUUGCAUUCACAGCUUGCAUUUACAGUUUCUAUUAACUUCCCAAUCUUCCAGCUCCAGCCGAACACAAAUUCACUAAGUGCGACAUAUAAAUAACCUGUCACUACAACUUUUCCUAGCCCCAUUUAUUUCCCACCAAACAACUUACAACAACACAUCCUCUUCACUUAAGCCCAAUCUUCACUGUAUCCUAAAACAGCAUCGCCCAAGAUGUCACAAUCCGUGCUCGAGCAACUCCUGGAGAUGGGAUUUGACAAAUCACGUGCCGAACUGGCAGUGAAGAAAUCCGACGGGUUGCCGGAUGCCAUGGACUGGCUGGAGAAGACCCAGGAUACCCCAUUGGAUGAGCUUCUUGAGGAACAAGAGUCUGGCGCCAACAUUGCAAAGAUAGAUGAAGGUGCAGUCGCAAUGUCACUUGUCUGCAACGAAUGUGGCAAGAAGUUCCGUAGUCAAGGAGAGGCUGAAUUCCACGCCAACAAAUCGGGUCAUACCGACUUUGCUGAGUCUACUGAGCAGAUUGCUCCCCUUAGCGAAGAGGAGAGGAAAAAGAGACUCGAAGAGCUCCGAGAGCGUGUUAAGGCUAAGAAAGCCGGCAAAGCUGCCGAAGAAAAGGAAGAACAGAAGCGCAAUGAUAAAAUCCGCCAAAAGGCUACCAGAGAAUCACAUGAGCUUAAGGAGGAGCUCCAGCGCAAGGAGCAGAUCAAGGAAGCGGCCAAAAAGCGACAGGAGAAGCUCGAUGACCUCGAGGCUAAGAAACGUAUCAAGGCUAAGAUCGAAGCUGACAAGGAAGAACGUCGCCGCAAGGCAGAACAGGCAAAACUUGCAAGAGGGGAGUCGGUCCCAGUUGCAGCCCCAGCCCCAGCACCCGCUCCAGCACCUGCUCGUCCUGCCGUUACUCACAAUGAAGCUCGACUGAGAUUGCAAACUUCUAAUGGCAACGUCAUGAAAACACUCCCGGCAGACACAACACUUUUCGAAGUCAAGCAAAUGCUAGAGUCGGAGAAUGGACUUACCGUUACCAAGUUCGUCCAGAACUUCCCCAGGAAGGUCUUCGAAGGGAACCUUGAUCUUGGUAAAACUUUGAAGGAGGCUGGUUUAGUUCCUAGUGCUGCUUUGAUUGUACAAUAAGCUACGAGGGGGGAUAGGGGGCUGCAUAAUUCUCAUGAAUAAAUGAAUAACUUGGCGUUCGGCCCUUGCUUCGGAGGAUAAUAUACGGGCAUAUUAUGGAAGUAAUGAUGAGCCGGUGCAGACAUAAGCAAUCUACGAAGAUUGCCUGUAUGCGACUACUACUAGAGAUCACUGCAUUUAUUUCCCGAAAGUCACAUCCGAGGCUAUGACUUAAUCUCACAUCGGGUUACGCAACGAACAAU
Molecule: messenger RNA, 1610 nt
Organism: Daldinia decipiens
Lineage: Eukaryota; Fungi; Ascomycota; Sordariomycetes; Xylariales; Hypoxylaceae
Product: ubiquitin-related domain-containing protein
Exons: 4
Coding region: 451-1368 (305 amino acids)
Molecular function (GO): protein binding
Source: RefSeq, a predicted model, not a curated record